AUGCGCGGCGAGUUCACCGCGCUUCUUGGCAAUCUCACAUGGGAGCUGGUCACAGAUGGCGAGGGUGUCAAGUCUCUCGCCCUGUUCCCCGCCAAGUUCCAAAAGAGAUUCUGGAUCAAGAACGGCAAUUUCGUGGCCAUCGAUGCUAAUGGGAGGGACGAGGGAAUAGAAUCUGGAAGCAAGAUAGCCUGUGUCGUGUCGCGAGUCCUCUUUCAUGACCAGGUUCGUGAGCUCGAGAAAUCUGGCGAAUGGCCAGCUAUCUUCAGGUCAACUCCCAAUGGGUGGGCGACAGGGCCUGAAGGAACGUCAUCACAGGUUGCGGAAGGGCAAAACUCCGAAGAAGAAGAUGAUGAUAUUCCUCCACUCGAGGCGAACACAAACCGAAAUAGGCCAUUCGACGUGCAUUCCGAUACAGAAAGUGACUCUAAUUCUUAA
This is a messenger RNA of Triticum aestivum (bread wheat), 435 nucleotides long. RefSeq names its product probable RNA-binding protein EIF1AD. The record is from RefSeq and is a predicted model, not a curated record. Gene Ontology annotation, biological process: translational initiation. Lineage: Eukaryota; Viridiplantae; Streptophyta; Magnoliopsida; Poales; Poaceae. Gene Ontology annotation, molecular function: translation initiation factor activity. The transcript is spliced from 4 exons. The coding region runs from base 1 to 435 and encodes 144 amino acids. Gene Ontology annotation, cellular component: nucleus.